Salarias fasciatus (jewelled blenny) is the source of this 5228-nucleotide messenger RNA. Its product is annotated as aminopeptidase Ey-like. Gene Ontology annotation, molecular function: zinc ion binding; peptide binding; metalloaminopeptidase activity. The record is from RefSeq and is a predicted model, not a curated record. Gene Ontology annotation, biological process: peptide catabolic process; proteolysis. Lineage: Eukaryota; Metazoa; Chordata; Actinopteri; Blenniiformes; Blenniidae. The transcript is spliced from 21 exons. Bases 2128 to 5025 code for a protein of 965 amino acids. Gene Ontology annotation, cellular component: plasma membrane; cytoplasm.
CCAGAUGUUUGCUCACCAGCCUGAGGCUAAGAAAGUUUUCCCAGGGUUUCAUUUGUUGAAUGGCUUUCUGUAGAUCUAGAUUCUGACUAAAUAAGAUUGGUUUAGGCAGAAAACACUUCACCUUCUUUCACAGUAAUGACACUAUCCAGCCGGCGGCGGCGGAUCUGCAGUAUGUUCCUGGAUGAGAAUGAAAACUGUCUGAAUAAAUGUGACCUGCUGAACUUCAGCCAUGAUCCCGGUUCAUGCAAUUGUAAUUCACUAAUAUCCCUCAUACAUUUUCUCAUGUGUGAAGUAGGUGACUUCACAGUUCAGAGACUUGAGACAGGUAUAAUUCAAUUUUAGUAGGAACAUCAUAGAAACUUUUCUGUUUCAAAAAGUCACGGACACAUGGAAUAAAAUUAACCAGUGAAUCAAUUACAUGCUGUAUUUAUUUCAAAAUGCUGAAACUGAGCAAUAAAUCUAUUUAGAUUUUGUUUUCAGAGCUGUGGUGCCAGUGCUUUCUUCUUACCAACAUGAUAAAAAGUGUUUAACUGAAGGCAUGUUGCUGUUUAGAAAGCAAAGUGUGUUCAAUGGCUGACAGGCCACUUUAGGUCUUUGAUUACGGAGCUGUGUCUGAUUUGAUGUUGUUUUACUAAAAUCAGUGAAUCAAUCUCUCAAGAAUACAUCACAUAGAUGACAAAUAUUCAACUUUAUGGAGCCUCACGCCUAUGCGAAUUACUCACGCCACAAACUUAAUUCACACAACAAAUAUGUGUGUCAAUAACUGUUUCGUCUUUCGUAUUGCUCCACACAGAAUAAAUGCUUUUAUGGCUUUUUUUAAUCGUAGUGAUUUUCCAUUGUGAAACACUGAUGACUUAAUCUUUGCUAUGUAAUUAAAAGUUGCUCAACUCAACUUUAGUCAACUUUCGUUAGGCCUUUCAUCAUGUUUAGGGUUUUACUAAAAACCUAAAACCAUAUAGCGCAAGAGAAACUAUUAUACAGACAGGCGCAGAGUUUCAGUCUGUGGUUAAAAGCCAAGGGGUGAAAACAGGUUUUAAGAUUGUUUUGUCAUCAUCCGUUAACAUCAUUCACUGUUUUGUUUAUGAUAAGAAAUGUUGAAUAAAUAACUUUUUCUUAACGAAUUUCUCUGUUGGUCCAUGUCUUCACCAUACAGUGCUGUAGUUAUUGUUCUACACAUAAUUACAACUCCUAUUAUAACAUCAGCUUUGCUCAGAACCCUAAAAUAACUUUGUUUAAUCAAUUUAACGUUUAGCAAACAUUUGAUACAGCAGGAACUUUAAGUUAAAUCCCCCGAUUCCAACUGUAUCACAUAUAUCAUAGUCCAUAAUACCCACAUCAAACUGUUUUAAUUUAUCAUUUACACAAAUGAUAGUGUGAUGGUAGUCUUUAGACCGAGUAUUAAGACUGGAAAUCCCGUGAAACCUCAUAUGUGGUGUAUUUUAGAUCGCCGAAAGGCAUAUUGUCCCAGCGGGCUCUGGAAGGUGACUUCAGUCACAUAAAUGAGUUGCAGGAGGGUGAAAAUGACGAUGAAGAUAAAUACUACACCCUCAGUGCAGAGCUGCAUCAAGAGAACUUUGAUGGGAGCAAUGAGGAAGAAAAUCCAUUCACACACACGAAACAAGCAAAGUGGGACCAAGUUAAGCUUAUUUUCACAUGACAUGAGCCAACCUGGAAGUCAGGCAUUUUCCCCUCGCCACUCGUUUAGCCCUGGGCCUGGUGUAUCAGGCAUGAUGGGGAAUGAUCACGCCGGGUGAGCGGACUCAAAACAUUGAGACUGCAAAUGUACAUCCUCUGAGUUCUGUCAAACAUAGUUCGGAGUGUGACUAUGUUUUCGACCAAACACGUGCUGUGAGGCUGUGCCAGAAACCAACGUGCCGAUUUGAUUUCUACAUCCUGUCCACUCUGAUUAUGUCUGUGACUCAGGAUAGUUACUCUCCAGGCCAAAGGUGUUAAUCACUCCAGGACUUGCUGAUUGUACUCUGACUUUGUGGUUUUCGCUAUAAAAGAGGAGCGCUUGUCAAAUCUGCCAUCAUUUAUGCUGCUUUUCAUCCUGAUGCUUCACUUCCAUCUGGGUUUAAGUUGAUCUUCGUACAACCAAUAAACUUACUCUUCUUCACUGGUGGAAAGAUGGGGAAAGGCUUCUACGUCAGCAAAGCUGUGGCGCUUUUCCUCUUGGUUACGGCCGUCGCAGCCUUGGCCACCAUCAUCGCCCUCUCUGUAGUUUACUCACAGGAGAGAGCCAAGACCCUGGAGGACCCGGCAUCCACGUCCACCGCCAGGCCGAGCACCACCACUGAAAGCACACCGUCCACCCCGAAGGAGCCCUGGCAUCUCUACAGACUCCCAGACUCCCUCUCCCCCUCCACCUACAAUGUGUCCCUGCAUCCCCGGCUGACGCCCAACGAGGACUCGGGCCUGUACAUCUUCACCGGCCAGUCCUCUGUGGAAUUCACCUGCCUGAAGGAGACCGACCUCAUCCUCAUCCACUCCAACAAGCUCAACCUCACCCUGUUCGACGGCUUCCACGCCAAGCUGACCGGGCUCAACGGAGCCGUCGCUCCCACCAUGAAGAACACCUUCCUGGAGGUUCCCACCCAGUACCUGGUCAUCCAGCUCAACGCGCCCCUGAAGGCCGGCAGCACCUAUCGACUCGACACCGAGUUUGUGGGAGAGCUGGCCGACGACCUCGGAGGUUUUUACAGGAGUGAAUACGUUGAAGAUGGGGUGAAAAAAGUUGUUGCCACCACUCAGAUGCAGCCGACAGAUGCCAGGAAGGCCUUCCCCUGCUUCGAUGAGCCGGCCAUGAAAGCUGUCUUCCACAUGACCCUCAUUCACCCUGUCGGUACCGUGGCACUGUCCAACGGCAUGAACUAUGAGUCGAUCAGCGUCACUGUAGAUGGAGAGAGUCUACUGGAGACCAGUUUUGAACCCACAAAGAUCAUGUCCACCUACCUGCUGGCUUUUAUUGUGUCUGAGUUUGCUAACAUCAGCUCGACACCGGAUGCAAAAGUUUUGAUCAGGAUCUGGGCUCGCGAGAAGGCCAUAAAGGAGGGCCAGGGGGACUACGCUCUGAACAAGACUGGACCCAUCCUGGCUUUCCUUGAGAAUUACUACAACUCCACAUACCCGCUGAGCAAGUCAGACCAGAUUGCUCUUCCGGACUUCGGCGCUGGGGCCAUGGAGAACUGGGGUCUGAUCACCUACAGGGAGACGUCACUCCUCUACGACCCUGCAGUGUCCUCCAACGGAGACCUGGAGUGGGUGGCAACCGUCAUCUCCCAUGAGCUGGCUCACAUGUGGUUUGGGAACUUGGUGACGAUGAAGUGGUGGAACGACUUGUGGCUCAACGAGGGAUUCGCCACUUAUGUUUCUUAUCUUGGAGCAGACUUGGCAGAGCCAGACUGGAAUAUGAAAGAUUUAAUAGUCCUGAAUGAAAUCACCGGCGUGAUGGGUGUGGACGCGCUGGCCUCCUCCCACCCGCUUUCAUCCAAAGAGGAAGACAUCCAGAGGCCCGAGCAAAUCGGUGAACUGUUUGACGCCAUCACCUACAGCAAGGGCGCCGCGGUCCUCAGGAUGCUCUCUCACUUUAUUACAGAGGAGGUUUUCUCUGAAGGACUCCAUACAUACUUAGAUGAAUUCCAGUACAACACCACGGGCUACAGGGAUCUGUGGAACCACCUGCAAAUGGCAGUGGAUAAAAAUGGCGUGUCUCUGCCCGGCACUCUGGAGGACGUCAUGAACCGAUGGAUCCUCCAGAUGGGAUUCCCAGUGGUCACCAUCAACACCGCCAGUGGAGAAAUCUCCCAGAAUCACUUCCUGCUGAACCCAGACAGUGUGGUGGACAGACCCUCAGAGUUCGACUACCAGUGGUUCGUCCAUGUUACCUGGAUCAAGAACGGCGGAGCGGAGCAGAAGUACUGGCUGACUGAAAAACAAGCUACAAACCCAGACGUGAUCCUCGGUACCAAUGACUGGUUGGUGGCCAACAUCGACAUGGAGGGCUUUUACAGGGUCAACUACGAUUUGCCCAACUGGGAGCGUCUCAUCAAAAAGCUGGACUCCACUCCUCAGGAUAUUCCAGUCAUCAACCGGGCGCAGAUCAUAGACGAUGCUUUCAACCUGGCAAGGGCCAGAAUAAUCGACACAACUCUGGCUCUGAGGACGACCAAGUUUCUGAAUAAGGAAGUGGAGUACAUGCCCUGGGAGACGGCCACACGCAACCUGGACUUCUUCUACCUCAUGUUCGACCGCAGCGAGGUGUACGGACCCAUGCAGGCGUACAUUAGGAAACAGGUCGAACCUCUGUUUGACUAUUUUAAGAACUUGACCCUCAACUGGACACAGAUCCCUAAAAGGCACACUGACCAGUAUAACCAGGUGAACGCCAUCUCCAUGGCCUGCAGCACCGGAGUGGAGGGCUGUAAGGAGCUGGUAACUGGCUGGUUCAAGGAGUGGAUGGACAACCCGACCAACAACAAGAUUGUGCCCAACCUGAAGUCCACCGUGUACUGCAAUGCCAUCGCCUCAGGUGGACAGAAGGAGUGGGACUUUGCCUGGACUAUGUUCCAGACCACCACAGUCGCCUCUGAAGCUGAGAAACUCAGGCGGGCUCUGGCCUGCACCACGCAGCCCUGGCUCCUGAACAGAUAUCUGCAGUACUGCCUGGACCCAAACAAGAUCCGCAAGCAGGAUGCCUCAUCUACUAUUGUUGCCAUUGCGAAUAGCCCCAUUGGUCAACCUCUGGCCUGGGACUUUAUCCGAGCCAACUGGGACAGGAUCUCUAACUACGGCGCUGGAGCAUUUUCCUUUGGAAGUCUAAUUAAUGGAGUGUCCAAACGAUUCUACUCCGAGUUUGACUACAAGCAGCUGCGGCAGUUCAAAGAAGAUAAUGAAGCCCAGCUGGACUGGGUGGCCACAUCUGUAGAUCAGGCACUGGAAAAAACAAGAGCCAACAUAAACUGGGUGGAGAAGAACAAGGAAGACAUUCUGAAGUGGUUCGAGGCCGAAGCGUCAUCUCCGGCUUAGAGAGACCUUUCAGUGUGUACAGUAGCGCCAAAGCUUCAGUUCGGAUGAAAACAAAUGCUAAAUCAGACUGUGUGUAUAUUCUGAAAGGAUUUGAAGAUUUUUUUAAAAAGAAGUUUUAGACAUUUUCAAGAUUAUUUGUUAACUUUGAUAUUGUAUAUUAAAAAUGUUAUUUAACACACAAGAGCAAACUUAAUAAAUUGUGU